AUGCGGAUGAGCUCUGGCCUCGAUCGCCUUACAAAUUUUGUCAGGGGGGGGGCCUUCUCGAGUCUUUUACCAACGAAACUUUACGACGAGAAUGCGAUUCGUGAAUGUAUUCAUUUAAUCGAGCAUUCAAACGUGAAGUUAUCUGAUGCCUGCAAGCGAUUUAAAGUGCCGCGAACAACAAUUCAAUAUCGUUUAAGUUCCCGGUGGCAGUUAGGAACGUGUAAUGGACCGAAAGCUAUUUUAAGCUCCGUGGAGGAACAUCUUAUUUCAAUGUGGAUAGUGCAAAUGCAACAAAGAGGUUUUCCAGUAACAAGAAACCAUUUGUUGCGGAAAAUAGCGGACUACAUUGCGCUCAAUGGAAAAACGACGCCAUUCAAGGAUAACCAACCAGGUAGUGCUUUUUGUUCAAUGGAUAAUGCAUCGUAUUUACAACUUGUACAUUUCUGUUUCACGGGACGGAAAUGGCUUGAGGCGUUUUUAAGGCGAAAUUCUACAAUUUCAUUUCGCAAACCUGAAUCAGUGUCAUCUGCAAAUAGUAGAGUUAGCGAAUGUGAUAUUAUAGGAUGGUUUACAUCAGUUUAUAAGUGGCUUAAUGAUAAUGACUUGUGUGAUAUUUUAAAAGACCCAACAAGAGUGUUUAAUGGAGAUGAAACGUCGUUUUACAUGCAUCCAAAAACAAAAGAAGUGCUUGCCCAAAAAGGAUCCCGUAAUGUGUAUGAAAUCGAAAAAGCACCAGCCAAGCAAAACAUUACCGUUAUGAUUUCCUUCAACGCCUGUGGAUUUGCAGUGGAUCCACAUGUUAUCUUUCCGGGACAGCGAUUAAAACGAGACAUUUUACAAGGAUUUCCUUCAACAUGGGGUGUGGGGCAUAGUGAACGUGGAUGGAUGGAUUCUAAAAAUUACCGACUGUACAUAGAAAAAGUGUUUCAUCCGUGUUUAGUGAAGAAAGGUGUAACUUUUCCUGUUAUUUUAUUUGUAGAUGGCCAUAUAUCUCAUAAAUCAAUAGAAGUUGCCGAUGUUUGCCAAUCACUUGGAAUUAUUUUAAUAGCUUUAUAUCCCAACACAACUCACAUUACCCAACCGGCAGACAUUGCAGUUUUCAAACCACUGAAAGAUGCAUGGAGAGGUGCAUUAGAGCAAUGGCGUUUUGAAAAUGCAAAUCAAAAUUUCACCUUAAACUAUUUUGGCGAAAUGCUACAAAAAGCUUUGCAACAGGGCGUAAAAACAAAUAGCAUAAAAAGUGGAUUCCGUGCUUGUGGGUUAUAUCCGUUUACCCCAGAAAACGUAGACUAUACCUAAUGUUUAAACAAAUUGCCUUCCCACUCUAGUCAAAACAGUCAUGAACCAUCUGUUCAAAAUGCUUCCCUUAAUACAGAAGAUUGCACCUCGGCAAUACCUGUGCUCAAUACCCCAUUACCUGUAGAACGGCAACACGCUCCUAAAGUAGAUAAAAAAUGUGCAUCAAUUCCGUGGGACAAAUUAUGUCACGCAUUAGACAUGAUUGGAAUAAGCAAGAAAAAUUAAAUAGGAUUACCAUAAAAGACAUAACAAAACUGUCCCGCCUGGAAAGAUGCAUUAAAUAUUUUUACACGGAGUGCAUCAAGCCAUAUGUGUCGAUAGAGUCCGAAAUCGAAGAUAAUGGUUCAAAUAUAUUAAAUCCAGAAAAUGUAACUCAUUUUGAAAUAGAAUCAUCUGAAUCACACAAUCAUUCACCAGAUAAUUUCAUUGCCUGUUCAAUCGAAGAAGAUUUUCGAUGCGAACCAGUAUCCAACUAUCAAAACUUCCAAUGCUUCGUAAGUGAAGAUCUUAUAAUCGAACCCGUUGAUGCAGAUUGUCCCACCGAAGUAUGCACCCAACAAAACAGUCAACAUUUAAUAACAAAACACAUCAUCAUCGAUCCAAGUGAGCAGUACAAUUAGUAAAACCUUUCAAAUGAAGAUUGCUGCAGCAUCGAGCGCCUGGAAGAAGAAUAUAUUGCCGAGCCUGAUCUGGAAGAAAAUGACGAUACUAAUAAGGAAAAUGUGCAAUUUACAAAAGUAUUUGAUUUACCAUCUACACCUCAUCGAAGCCAGAAACACCAAAACUACAAAUCACGUUUCUACCCUGUUUUGACUGCCGGAGAACGAUGGCAAGAAAUGAAUUUCAAAGAGGAGGAAAAAAUUUGGGAAGCAGGAAGAACGGAAACGAAAGGCUGUGGAACGUCAAGAAGCCAAAGAACUUCGUGAAACGGAACAAAAAGCUAAAAAAGAGGCCCGAUUGAAGAAAAAACUCGAAAGUGAUAAGAAAAAACUGUGCAAU
Molecule: messenger RNA, 2298 nt
Organism: Anopheles stephensi (Asian malaria mosquito)
Lineage: Eukaryota; Metazoa; Arthropoda; Insecta; Diptera; Culicidae
Exons: 2
Coding region: 1-1299 (432 amino acids)
Cellular component (GO): nucleus
Molecular function (GO): DNA binding
Source: RefSeq, a predicted model, not a curated record